Molecule: messenger RNA, 2312 nt
Organism: Hypoxylon trugodes
Lineage: Eukaryota; Fungi; Ascomycota; Sordariomycetes; Xylariales; Hypoxylaceae
Product: PAP2 superfamily-domain-containing protein
Exons: 3
Coding region: 451-1968 (505 amino acids)
Cellular component (GO): endoplasmic reticulum membrane
Molecular function (GO): sphingosine-1-phosphate phosphatase activity
Source: RefSeq, a predicted model, not a curated record
GUUCUUUUUUCUUUCUUUCUUUUCAUAUGUUUGCGAAUACACGAAUACAUGAAGCGGGGAGAAGAGGCUGUGUAAGAGGAAUGAGGCUAGAUAUACUCGAGUUUGCCUAUUGCGCAACUGAGACACCAUUGCUACUUUACGCACGUACGCAUACGACAUACAUAUUUCGAGGGGUCAACAUUUGGCACGUGGGGAAUUUCAUAUGUCAACACAUGCCAACAUACAAACAUACACACAAACAUAUAAUAUCAGAUCAUACGUGCUAAUCUAUUCUGAUGUCAUAUAGACAAGCGCGCUCUUCCAAAAUGGCGGUACAACUUGCGACAGCAGGCUCUACCCCUCGUCCGAUGGGAGACACCCUACCUAGCAUGGCUACAAGCCACCUUGCGCUCGCCCGCCCUCGAUAGUUACUUCGCCAUCACUGCCAACCUCGGCACACAUACGUUCUUUAUGAUUGGUCUACCUAUAAUGUUUUGGUGUGGCAAUGGCUCAUUUGGAAAAGGAAUCGUACACAUCCUAGCCACGGGAGUCUUUUUCACCGGCUUCAUCAAGGACUUCUUCUCCCUCCCGCGCCCUCUAUCCCCACCUCUCCACCGCAUCACCAUGUCCGGUUCCGCCGCCCUCGAAUACGGCUUUCCGUCAACACACUCCGCAAACGCCGUCUCUGUUGCCGUCUAUGGCAUCCUUUGCUUACAUAGUUCCGACGCCGCCUUCGAACAAGCCGACCCAUCUAGUCCUAUCCCGUCCCGCUUCGCCCUCGAAGCGCUUGCUUAUUUCUAUGCGAUUAGCAUCAUCUUCGGCCGUCUAUAUUGCGGCAUGCACGGCUUCGUCGACGUCAUUUUCGGGUCCGCCUUAGGCGCUAUAAUCUCACUCGUCGAAUUCUACUACGGCCCUGCCCUCGAGAACUAUCUACAGACCGGCGGCUGGACUAGUUUAUGCUUCUUCCUACUUAUUAUUAUUAUACUUAUACGAGUACACCCCGAACCCGCUGAUGACUGCCCUUGUUUCGACGACAGCGUGGCGUUCGCGGGCGUUAUGAUGGGGCUCGAGAUUGGUACUUGGCGCUUCGAUCGUAGCUCCUUUGCGGAUAUACCGUUUAGCCUCGAAGCUUUGGGCUGGGGUGCUGUGGCUGCGCGGAUUCUGUUCGGGGUUUUGGUUAUUUUUGCUUGGCGAGAAGUCGCUAAGCCGUCUCUACUUAGGGGAUUACCGCAUCUUUUCCGACUUAUCGAGGAUCAGGGUCUGAGUUUACCCCGACGGUUCUUCAUGCCGGCUUCUGAGUAUAAGAAUAUCCCCCUAUGUCUGCGUGUUGAUAAUGUUAUGCCGAAUGUGAGUGACUUGCCGAAUUUAAUUACGGCGGUUCGACAUCCUGGUCGCGGUAGGUCCGUGAGUGUGGGACCGCAGAGUGCGGCGGAUGCGUAUGAGACACUGGCGUAUCGUGAACGGAGACGUAGGGAGAGUGUUGAUGUUGGGAAUAGUCCCGGUGGUCUAAGUGCUGGCCCUAGCCCUAUUGUUGGUGCCGGGGGACUGAGAAAUAGGGCGAGUGUGCAGGAUAUACGGUGGUCGCAACAACAGCAACAGCAAAAUGACGACUUCCACGCAGCGAGGAGCUCUGCUAUUGGUGGCGGAAAUAAUAACGAGGCGCCAAGACUUAACACGCCGAGUGAUUAUGAGAAGUUAAUGGGAGAGGGCACCGUUGUGGUCUCGCCGGUCGAGAUAAGCCCGACGAGUCCUGGUGAUGAUUCCAGAGGUAGGGGCCAAGAGGAGCCUGAUGUGUAUGUGGGACAGCAGGAUGAGUUGGGUGAGAGCGAGGUCUUUUCGAAGUUGGUUAAGCCUAGGGUACGAUAUGAUGUGGAGGUUGUUACGAAGCUUGUUGUUUACGCCGGGAUUGGCUGGCUAGCCGUCGAAGUCGUACCCGUGUUAUACGAAUUCAUCCCCGGUCUAGGCGCCGGACACCUCCGAGUAUCGUGAGGUUAAUGAGUAUGAGGCUGAGACCAGCAGUUGCAUACGUUGGUUCAUUAUGGUUAUGCAUGCAUGUAAAGCGUGUCUUGAGAUGCGCUAUAAUACUUAACCUUCAUCUUGUGGCGUUGGUUGGUGAUCGCUAUGUUCGAUCCGGUUCGGUCUUGGCUUGGCAUAUCUCAAAUCCCCUUCCACUAUUAGGAUGGUCUGGAUGUUUGCCUGCCUUGUAUAAUUUCUUGUAUAUACCUUUGGUAUUGAUAAUAUUAUUUUACGAGUCACAUUCAUGGCGGAGGAUUUGUGAAGAGUUGGUUUAAAGUAAUCAAAUUCAACUAUGCUUGAGCUUGCUAUAUAAUCCA